Molecule: messenger RNA, 4020 nt
Organism: Oncorhynchus keta (chum salmon)
Lineage: Eukaryota; Metazoa; Chordata; Actinopteri; Salmoniformes; Salmonidae
Product: band 4.1-like protein 4
Exons: 20
Coding region: 1075-2841 (588 amino acids)
Cellular component (GO): cytoskeleton
Molecular function (GO): cytoskeletal protein binding
Source: RefSeq, a predicted model, not a curated record
AAAUUGCAGCUUUUGCUGAAAAUAUGGUUGUCUGCAAAGUGUCCCAGCGGGGUUUUGUCACACUGUUUUUUUCAUGCGAUAUUGUGAUUUUUCUGGUGGGAUUCAUAAUCUCUCCCCUUUAACUGUCCGAAUUGCCUCAUUUUUACAAACACAGAUGAUCAGGGAUUGCGUCUUUUGGAGAGGAUCAGAUUGAGCAAAGUGAGGUGUAGAAUUACUGAUCUACAAAUAGUAGUCCCUGCAAUUAAGAUUCGUAUGCUUACGCCUCCCCUGGUUUAAGCGAUCCCCUCAAGAAAUAAAAUUAAACAAAAUUUCUGGCCCUACACAGCCUAUCAGAAGGCAAGGUGGAGCUAUUACCAUAUUGCUUACCCCUGUUGAAUUAUCUUGGGAUCUCCACAAGUGCAUAAGGCUUAGGGGCCCAUUUUGGAUGACCUUUGAGCACGUGAUUUUUUUGUAAAGUUCAUGCAGUCGGACCAUGUUUAUCCCCAUAACGCAACACAAUUUGAAAGGCGGUGACCAUUGACUUGACAAAAGUGAUCAGCUCAAACUCGCCCAUUGACUUUAAAUCAUUUAAAGGUAGACAGCAAGAUGACUCCAGCAGUACAGCAGAUAUUGGGCGCGUUCGAGCAGGUACAUUUUGUCCAGUCGGUGACCACCUUUCAAAGUGUGUUGCAUUAUGGGGAAAAAAUGUCCAACUUGCAUGUUGAAUUUUUGAUGAAGUUGGCUUCAAGUCGCUGCAGUUGCUUCUCACCAACUGCACCAUGCAGCCAAACGCCUGGGUAGUGAGAGGCACUAUUUGUGAACCAUUAGGUGUCAAACUCAUUCCACGGAGUGCCAAUUGAAGGAUUUCUCUCUUCCUUUGUACUUGAUUGAUGAAUUCAGGUCACUAAUUAGUAAGGAACUCCCUUCAGCUGGUUGUCUAGGUCUUAAUUGAAAGGAAAAACCAAAUACCAGCAGACAGUAUCCCCUCCAUGGAAUGAGUUUGACACCCCUGCACUAUAGUGUCUGACUUCACUCGUCGACUUUCGUCUGCAGUGAGGCUUCGUUAGCCAUACUACGACAAACACACCCAAUGAGAUGAGCGUAAUGCAAGACUCUGCUCUCAUACAGAGUAUCUGCGCAUGUGGGUACCAAUUCUUCCUGCAGGUAAAGCAAGAUGUACUACAAGGCAGAAUUCCCUGUCCCCUUGAUAUCAGUGCACAGCUGGCAGCCCUGGCCAUACAGUCUGAACUUGGCGACUACGACCCGUACAAACAUGUGUCAGGCUACGUGUCAGAGUACCGUUUUGUCCCGGACCAGAAAGAGGAACUGGAAGACGCCAUCGAGACGAUUCACAAAACCGUAACGGGUCAGGUUCCCUCCGAGGCUGAAGCCAAUUAUUUAGGAACAGCUAAAACACUGGAUAUGUAUGGAGUCGACCUUCACCCUGUGUUCGGAGAGAAUCAGUCUGAAUACUUCUUGGGGCUGACCCCUAUUGGAGUCGUUGUUUACAAAAACAAAACACAAGUUGGGAAGUAUUUCUGGCCAAGGAUAACGAAAGUGCAUUUCAAGGAAACACAAUUUGAGCUUCGAGUUGUUGGAAAAGAUUGUACAGAGACGUCGUUCUUCUUCGAGGCACCCAAUAAGACGGCCUGUAAACAUCUGUGGAAGUGCUGCGUAGAACACCACACUUUCUUUAGAAUGCCAGAAAAUGAUUCCAACACACUUACAAGAAAACUAUCCAAAUUUGGUUCCCUGGGAUCUAAACAUCGGUACAGUGGUAAGACAGCUAUGCAGAUGGGCAGGGAUCCGUCUAUCAGUCUCCCCCGGCCAGACCUGCAAGUGGUCAGGACCCGCAGCAAGACCUACCCCAAGAGACCACCACCGACCACAGGACUGAACAAUGGGAAUCGGUCAAACACAAAGACGGAGAAUUCGGAAAAAGAAGGAACGGCUAAGAUGACAGCACUGCCGUCUGUGAAGAGCGCCAAAGUGACCAAGGCGGAAAAUGGUGGUCCAGAGGAACAGCGAGGGAAGCCCAAUGCACCGUGGGAUGAGAACGCCCCACAAAGUGGACUGUACAACACGGCCAACGAGCGAACAAAGUCGCCUAAAUUCCCCACGGCACGUGGACGCACCCCGUCAGGAGGCAGCGAGAACGAGACGUCCCAGAACAGACGCAGGAAAGGCCAGGCCAGUGAUCCAACAGCUCCCCAGCAGCAGAGCAAACAGCAGAGGAGAAGGUCACGUUCCCGCGGCAACACCAGUAGUGGCAGCGAGUCUGAGAACUCCACCCGGGAUCAUCGUAAAAAGAGGAACCGGUCUCGUCAAGAGAAUGAGAUGGUGGACUCUGGUCCUCAGUGGGAAGCUGUGCUCCGCCGUCAGAAGGAGAGGUCUCAGAACGACCCAAACCACCGCCGCUCACGACACCGCUCUCGGUCGCGGAGUCCAGACGUGCAGGCUAAGGAACAACUGUGGAAACACAUCCAGAAGGAGCUGGUGGACCCAGCGCCAGACCUCACAGAGGAUCAGCUGAAGGAGAUCCCCUACAAGAAAGUGGAAACCCAAGGAGACCCAAUAAAAAUCCGGCACUCUCAUUCUCCCCGGAGCUUCCGUCAGUACCGGCGCUCCCAGUGCUCCGAAGGGGAGCGAUCCGUGCUCUCGGAGGUCAACGCCCGGACAGAUCUUGUGCCCCCAUUACCUGUGACACGAACAGCAGACAUCCCAGGUUCCAGCUCCACCCCCGCUCAGAAGAAGCACGGAUCCAAAGACACCCCACCCUCAGAGAUCAUAGAGCGUGAUGUGAAGAGCAGCGCUAAGGUGGUGAAGACUGUCCACUCUCCCAGGACCAAGGUUGAGACGUGACCUGACCAAAACACAACCCCCACCGCAGAAACAAUGCCACAAUCUCCCACCAACACAAAACGUCAAGACCACCCUGAUUUCUUGAAAGAAAAAAAUGACUUGUGAAAUACAAUGGAGGGAGCUGUGUGGAGUACAACGGCUGUACAGUGCGCCAGUGACAAGCCCCGCCUUUAAAUAAUCCUGUGUGUGUGUCUAUGUACGGUAACGUUAUGUGUUAGAUAAUGCAUGGGCAAAAAUGUCACUGGUCUAUGUGCCAGUAUGCUGCUGUCUUUUGGAACACACCACACUGGGAACCCUGUACAGUAUCUUCACAUCAUUCAUACGAGCGCAUUUCCGGCUUAAGUCCCUGUUGAGUAAGCCUGGUCUCAGGUCUGUUUGUGAUGUAUAGCCAACUCCAAUAUACUGUAUCACAGUUGGUCUGUGUCUAGAGCAAGUCAUGGUCACCUGUUCAUGCACGUAGCAACAACAGCUGAUAAUUAAGCGUCAAAAACCUUUUCAGUUAUUUUAAACUCGGAUAAGUGUUUUAUAAUUAAAAACACAUUUUUCAGUUAUUUUAACACUGAUAAGAGUUCUACAAUAAAACCGAAUUUGAGAUGUUUUUCUUUAAGCACAUUGAUUUCAGUCCAAUGCUCACAUGAAGGCUGAGGAUGAGACUAUGAAUUGCGUAGCGAACACUGCACAGUGAGGUCCGAUUGAGAUCAAUCAUGGUCUCCUAUGCAUUUGCCUCCGAUUUGGUUUGCGUUAUUAUUAUACAACACAGUAUUAAAACAGUCUUUCACUCAUACAUGUUGAGCUCCAUAUGGACACUGAGUGUGCGUCUGAAAUGGCACUCUAUUCCAGGUAUAGUGCACUACUUUUGACCAGACCCUUAUGGGCCCUGCUAAAACAAUGAUUUACUAUAGGGGAUAGGGUGCCAUUUCAGACGCAGACUGGGUUAUUGUAUUGUCAAGUCAGGUGUGUUUACUGUAAGUAUUCUCUACUGUAGGAACCUUUGAUCCUGGACCCCAUUUUGUUUUGCUCAUGAGUACUGAAUAACUGUUUUGCAUAUCUCUGCUGUUUUAAGGUUAAAAAAAUAAAUAAAUACAAAUGUCACUUAGAACUGUGUAGCGACACUGUACAGUUGUUAAACUGGAAUUUCAGUCCUUUUCAAUAAAUACAUUCAAUAUGUCUCAAAUAUAA